Molecule: messenger RNA, 3375 nt
Organism: Archocentrus centrarchus (flier cichlid)
Lineage: Eukaryota; Metazoa; Chordata; Actinopteri; Cichliformes; Cichlidae
Product: guanine deaminase-like
Exons: 16
Coding region: 500-1675 (391 amino acids)
Biological process (GO): guanine catabolic process
Cellular component (GO): cytosol
Molecular function (GO): zinc ion binding; guanine deaminase activity
Source: RefSeq, a predicted model, not a curated record
CGUGCGCCCUCAAAUAGAUUGCGCCCUGGGCAGUCGCCCACAUUGCCCAGAGCAAAAACCGGCCCUGCUUGGAAUCGUUAGUCUGCUUGCUUAAUGAUUCCGCUCAUCGAUGAGGACGCAUUUGCGUGAUUACAUCGCACACGCGCCUUAUUUGUUUCGGAAUAUAUCCAACAGCCUCAAGACAGAAGCGUCAAGACAAAAAGCAUUACAAAAUUAUGUUCACAGUUUUUCAACAACAGCAGCAGCAGCUGUUUUACUUGCAGUCUGUGCACACGCAGCAAGCGCAAAAAAGGCAGAGCCGUUACCGAUGAGCUGGGAUGGAGCGAAAGGAAACGUUUUUCUGGCGUUCAAAGCAGCAGCGCUUUUUCCUGUAACCACCGUUAAAACCUUUACUUUGAAACAGCUGGAGGUCCUUCAUCAAUCACCUGAUCAAUUGCUUUUAUCAGGGAAGGCAAGGAGUUAGAAAAAGUGUCUCAGACCUUUGGAUUCAAGCCAUCUGAUGUCACUCAACUGGCACAACAACACUUACAUCCAUGCAUCACAGUAUAGCUAUGCUGGCACAGCCUUGGACAUGCCUUUGCUGCAAUGGCUUAAAACCUACACCUUCCCUGUGGAGUCACGCUUUAAGGACUUGGAGUUUGCCCGCAAGGUCUACACUCAAAUUGUGAGAAGAACCCUGAGAAAUGGAACAACCACCGCAUGUUACUUUGCUACAAUCCAUACUGAAGCCUCUCUCUUGUUGGGCCAGAUUGCUAAUGACUUUGGACAGCGUGCCUUGGUUGGCAAGGUGUGCAUGGACAGGAACAAUUCGGUGGAACAUUACAAAGAGACCUUGCAGGAGUCUCAAGACGAGACUUGCCGGUUCAUUAAAGAACUCCUGAACAAAAAGUACCCUUUAGUGAAGCCUGUGGUGACUCCCCGUUUCGCUCCAUCCUGCACAGGAGCUUUGCUUAAACAGCUGGGAGAAAUUGCUAAAAAUAACAACCUGCACAUUCAGAGUCAUAUCAGUGAAAAUGUGGAGGAAGUGAAGCUUGUGAAGGAGCUGUUUCCUGAUUCAGAGUCUUACACAGAUGUCUAUCACAAAUACAACCUGCUCACUGACAAGACAGUGAUGGCCCAUGGGUGCUACCUCAGUGAUGAAGAGUUGGCUCUAUUCAGAGAGACAGGAGCAUCUUUGUCCCACUGUCCCAAUUCCAACUUUUCGUUGUGCAGUGGAGUGUUAAAUGUCCGCAAUGUCCUGAAGCACAAUGUGAAGUUGGGGCUGGGAACAGAUGUGGCUGGAGGCUAUUCUGCCUCUGUGCUCGAUGCCGUGAGGAGAACUCUGGAUGCAUCUAAAGUCUUGACCAUCCAGGACCCAGCACAUGACGUAACACUCAGUUUUGAGGAGGUGUUCAAACUAGCCACACUGGGAGGCAGCCAAGCCUUGUCCCUGAAUGACCAAACGGGGAACUUUGAAGUGGGCAAAGACUUUGAUGCCCUGAGGAUUAAUGUAGCUGCUGAGGAUGGGCCUAUUGACCUCAUCCAGCCUGAGAAACCAAAGAUUCUUUUGGAAAAAUUCUUGAAUUUGGGUGAUGAUCGUAACAUAGCGGAGGUGUUUGUAGCUGGCAAGAAGGUGGUGCCAUUCACCGAGCCAAAGGAAGAUUUCACUGAGCAUUACAGUCUGACCUUGAGGUAAUUUGCUGGGACAUCCACUCUUGUCAUACCUGGCUGCCAACAGCCUCAGGCCCAGCUCCAGGCUCUCUCCAUGCAGCUCCUCCAGGGAGACUUUGCGACUAAGAGGGCUAACAGGAAGUGAAGUGCCUUCCUCCAGAGGAGCUGAGAACUCCUCUACAAAUGUCCCCAGGAACCGACGGGCCUCCUCCUCCUCCAUCCUGCUGACUCUGACUGGAGUGAACUCUUCAGUGAACAGGAGGUCAGGGCUCACAGAAGGUCUGGCCUCACAGGUCACAAAGGGACACUUGAAGGGUAAAAAGUGACACAAAUGAAUCAGUAUUAUUACAUUAUUUAUUUUACUUUUUACUAUACAAGCUUUUAAGUAGUUGUCAGUUAUCUAAGUAUAAUCACAACAACAGUUGCCUCAAAGUGCUUAAGACAGAGAAAACCCCAACAAUCAGACAACCCCUUAUAAGAAAGCACUUGGUAACAGGAAGAAACCUCCAACAGAACCAGGCUCAGUAAGAGGCGGCCAUCUGCCAUGACUGGUUGGAAAGUAAAACAAGACCCAUCAUCGAUGGGGAUAUCCUCCCAUGAUUACUGGAAGUCUAAAAUAAUGAAGUCAGGAUAACAUAACAGCCCCAUGUAAUAUUUAAGAAACAAAAAAACUACUUUCACAUUUUUAAAUGAAUCACAUUUGUACUAAUCACCAAAUCUGUACUAUGUUUAACAGAUCAUUUUACAUCUCUUACACUUUUUGAACAAAUUAUUUUUCACAUUUUUGCACAACAGUUGAGUCACUUCAAAGUCACUUUUAAUGUGGCAUGGCUGAGAAACAUAAAAACCCACAUCACCAAUGUUACUGUUGUGCAAGCUCAAUUUAAUUAUUCAGUUCACAGUAGUUUUGUGCUUUUGCAGAAAUUAACCAAUCAAUGACCAGAAUGAUGGAGGAGGACAGAUGAGGCUAUGCAGGCAAGCAUAGCAUUUUUCCUCCUGUUUAAUAGAAAAAAAAGCGAUUUGAGCAAAAUGAUCUUCGUUAUACCUUCGCCGUUGCUAUACUGAAUUUCCCCAUCGUUAAACUAAUAUAAGUAGAGACACAGAAUGCCAGUCGAGUUAUCAAGUGCAUGUACAGUAUGGGCUUAUAUCCAAAAAUCACCAGACCCAGUCGAACUACUUCAUAUUGUGCACAAUAUAUUAAAAAAAACAAAAAAAACAUGGACGAUAACACAGUGAGUGGGCUAUUAAAUAACGACAUAAGUGAUCACCUACCUGUUUUUAUUGUCUACUACUAUAAUUAUAGGAAACUAAGCAUUUACAAUUUAAAAGAGAUGCAUAAUGCCUGAUGGUGAAUAAAACAGGUGACAGACACCAUUUUACAAAUUAGAGGCCUGUCUCCAAGAUACUGAAAAAAGUCUUUACAGACUGAGUAGAUGACAGCCAAUAUGGAUUCAGAAAAGGCAGAUCAAUGUCUUUGGCAUUACCAGAAUUAAUUAAAGAAAUCUCAAAUUCUAUAGACAAAAACAGGUAUGCAGCAGUAAUAUUUAUAAACUUAAGAUAUAAGACAGUUAUAAAGGAUGAGCAAGUUAGGGGUAGGAAUUAAUAAGCAGUUACUUCGUCCCCCUCCUUUUUGAACAAAAAAAUGUUACUGAUUGCAUGUGAAUUUGAUUUUUAUGUGUAUUAGCAUAUGUUACUUAUAAAGAUAAGGAUUUGAUAUGAUAUAAU